Plasmodium gonderi is the source of this 4851-nucleotide messenger RNA. Its product is annotated as ubiquitin-like protein. The transcript is spliced from 7 exons. Bases 1 to 4851 code for a protein of 1616 amino acids. Lineage: Eukaryota; Apicomplexa; Aconoidasida; Haemosporida; Plasmodiidae. The record is from RefSeq and is a predicted model, not a curated record. Gene Ontology annotation, molecular function: polyubiquitin modification-dependent protein binding; misfolded protein binding. Gene Ontology annotation, cellular component: BAT3 complex.
AUGGAAGAAGACGACAAUAACAUAAAAAUAAAAAUCAAAAGUAUUGAUAACGAGGAAUUUGAGCUAGCUGUAAAAGGCCAUACAAAUGCAGAGGAAAUAAAAAGUAUUAUUGCUGAAAAAAAAAAUGUUGAAAAGCAAGAUAUUAGAUUGAUUUAUCAAGGUCAGUGUUUAGUGAAUGAAAAAACCAUUGCUGAUUAUAACAUACAAAAUGAUCACAUAAUCCAUUUGGUAGUUAGAAAAAAAGAAAAUCCUUCUACUACUGCAAAUGAGGAAAAUGGAAAUAUUGGUACAGGUGCAAACAACCCUAACAAUCCUACUUAUGGUAAAAAUGACUCUAUUAAUAUGAAUACGUUAAGAAGUAAUGAUGGAAGUGUAGUAGGUGGUGAUCCUUUACAUAUAAACUUUAGUUCGAAUAUGAACAGUAGCAGUAGUAUGAAUAAUCCAAAUGCAAAUAUAAACACUACGACGACCACAAGCAGCAGCACUAACAUACCUAGUAUUAAUGCCAAUCCAAAUGUAGCAUCCUCCACUCCUCUUUAUUUUACCCAUAUGAGAUUAACAAGAAAUGAUAACAUGGAUGGUGAUCUUAUGGGGCAGACAAAUAUAUGUUCUUUACUUAAUGAUAUUAUGAGUCAAGUUAAUAUAAACCCAAAUUUUGUUUACGGCGCCGCAACUGCUGCUGCGAAUGCGGCCGCAGCGAAUGCAGCAGGAUUAGGAGGAGCAGGGUUGGGAGGAGCAGGAUUAGGAGGAGCAGGAUUAGGAGGAGCAGGAUUAGGAGGAGCAGGGUUGGGAGGAGUAGGACUAGGAUUAGGUGGAGUCGCAGGUAUAGGAAGUUCUAUGGGUAGUGUGAUAGGCCAACCCAAUAUGGGAACAGAAAAUGGUGAAACAAUUUUUACAGCAUCAGUAAGAACAAAUGGCAUAAAUUCGAAUGUGAACGAUUUUGUUACAUCUAACUGCAACGUUGAUUCGAAAGAUCAGAAGAACGAAGCGUUUGAUGGAAAAGGAAAUGUAGAAACAGGAAAGGAUGCUAGGAAUGCACAUGUAGAUAAAAAGUGGGAGAAAAAUAAGAAACAUAUGACAGAGAAAAAAAAGCAUGAUGGGAAUGAUGAGCCUAAUGGGCAAGGAGCUGAUAGGAGGCAUGCUCGAAAUGGUAUUAGCGGAGCUAAUGGUGGUGAGGAAAGUGACGAUGGUAGUAGUGGGAGUGGAAGUGAAUCCUCAUCAGGUAAGAGUGAUGGUAAUUGCAAUAAGAGUAAUAAGAGCUAUGAAGACGACACAAAGGAAGAACAAAAGAAAAUGAAAAAAAUAAAAAAGAAGAGAAAAAGUUUAAGCAAAGAAAUGAAGGUUUCAAAUAAAUAUAAAAAAGGGAAAGAUGGAAAACACAGCUCUGAUACUUCUAGCAAAAGCGAUAGUUCAACUAGCAGCCACUCGGGGACAUCACUACUAUAUGUUGACAAGGCUAUGAAAGGCGAUGAAAAAAAGAAAAAGGCAAUUAAAUUAAGCAAAUAUAACAAAAAGAAGAAACGCAAAAAUAAGCACAAAAAAAAGAAAUCCUACGAUUCUAGUAGUUUUACAUCUGGAUCAAGCUUUGGUGACGACGACGAUGAUGACGAUGAACUAGGCAAGAACGAAAAGAAAUACAGAAAAAAGGAAAAAGAAAAGAAAAGGAAAAAAAAGAAAAAAUUCUUAUUCGACCCCAAUUUUUUAUAUCAUCAGAAUUAUAUGUAUCAUCCUACAGAUACUGUUAACCAUGCAAGAUUAAAUAAACAUUUUAAUCAAUAUUUUGGAGGAGGAAAGGAAUCCAUGCUACCACAUGCUUAUCACCAUCCCCUCUUUGCACUACACCAUCGCUCAAGAGCAUCGGGCUGUGGUAAUUUUUUGAGAGAAACUAAAAACAGUUUGAAUUAUGGAAGAGAUGAUAUAAGUGAGAUACACGAAAAUUUAAACAGCGUCAAUAAUAACAUUAUGGAGGAUUUUACAAAACAGAAGGAGAAAAGGAAAAAGGCCCACAGCAGUUCUAAAGCCUUGUUUGCAAAUGGUGGAUUGCACGAUAGUAAUUUAUUGGAUUUGUCGGGAAGUAACAUUCAGGGGAAUAGAACAGGUAAUAAAAAAAAAAAAAAAAAGGCUGUCUGCAGAGGUGGAUGCAGUGAAUUGAAUUUUUCAUUACUCCUCCUUCUAUUUCGCCUCUUCUUAUUUCGCCUCUUCCUAUUUCGCCUCUUCCUAUUUCGCCUCUUCCUAUUUCGCCUCUUCCUAUUUCGCCUCUUCCUAUUUCGCCUCUUCCUAUUUCGCCUCUUCCUAUUUCGCCUCUUCCUAUUUCGCCUCUUCCUAUUUCGCCUCUUCCUAUUUCGCCUCUUCCAUUUCGCCUCUUCCUAUUUUUCCCUUUUUUUUUAUGCUUACCCAUAUGACACUUCUACCCCUUUUGUCGACGCAGGUGGAAUGAUGGAUGAACAAAAUUAUCCCAACCCCAAGGGAGAGUAUGAAAAUAUAAUUCCAUUGAGUGAUGUAGAAAGGAAUAAUGAGAUUGUACAAAAUGAUUGCUUAAGGACAAAUGGAAGAGUAAUGGUGAACGAAGGAGAAGGUGCAAUUUUAUCAGACAAUAACUCUCUUUCAGGAAAUAUGAGAUCAAUACAAAUGUCUAGCGAUAGAAGAAAUAGUGCAUUGAGAAGAAGUGAUCAAAAAUGCUUAAACGAUGGAAAUGAUUCAGAAUAUAAAAAUUUAGAAGUAAACAUACCAUGGAGAGUUAUAGAACAACUUUUAGUAUUACUAGAAGAAGAGACAGGAUAUAGAAGACCUGACUUAUCUGCGUACAUCAAUUCAUAUUACAAUUCAAAUUCUAUAUUUGUAUUUUUUUAUUUAUUUGUUCAUAUUAAUAAUAUAAUAAAUAGUAUAAUAAUUCAAUUUAAUCAUUCGAAUUUUAUGAACAAUGAUAUUACAAUGUCAUCUUUCUCCAGAAUAAGCAUCAUAUUGUCUCUUGCUUCUGUAGUUUUUUCAAGAUUAUCAAAUUUCUUUUUUGUUUUCUAUGAUAAAUUUUAUUGUAAGAAUUAUGGAAGGCAUCAUCAUUAUAGAUACUCUGACAUGAUAAAUCAUGAAUUUUUAAGAGAAUUACGAAAUUUUUACUACAGAAAUAAUGGAAGAAAUUCAAAUUCUAACAGAAGCGGUAGAUUUUUCCCGAAUGAAUCUUAUUCGAAUGGAAAUUAUAUGAACAUGAAUAUUGAUUUGUUAAACAAUUUUAACUCUUCAUAUCUUAAUAAUAUUAAUGAUAAUUAUUACCCACUUCCCUACAAUAAUGAUACGCGAACUGGUGGUGCUAGUAGAACCAAUCUGCAACAGGAAUUUGAAGAUUAUUAUAAGAAUUAUCUAAAUUCAGUUAAAGAGAAUAAAAAUAUGCUUCUAAGAAAAGAAUGUUCUAGUAAUAAAGAAAAUAACAUCCCAGAAUUGUCACAAAUGAAGGAAGACGGUGGAAUGUGUAGCAAUCAAACAGCAGGAGGAAAGGUAGAUAAUAAUGUAGGCAUUCACAACUGUCAUAAUGAAAAAAAAAAAACAAGUAGCAAAACUAUGAAACAUGCACUCUGGAAUGGCCCAAUCAGCAAUACAAAUAAUUGCAACAACAAUAAUCCCUUUUCUCACUUUCCUGGGCAGAGAAAUAUAUCACAGUUGUAUGAAACCUUUAAGAAACGAAGCAAUGAGAAAGAGAGUGAUAAAAAGAAGAAGGAACAUUCAAAACCUUACCACGUCCAUAAGGAAUUAUUCAAGGACGAGAACUCAUUCAGGGGAUACAGCAGUUGCAACCCAAACGACAGCAGCAGCAGAAAUGUGGACGAAAAGGACAAAAUGAUAAAGCACAUUCGUAAGAGGGGAGAGAAAAAUAAGAAUGAAGAAAUGGAAAAGGAAAAAAUCGAAAUGCAUGAUAAGUACACCAAAAUGGUACAAGGGGAAAAUGAAUCAAAAGUUGGUGCAAGAGCUGAGCCAAUAACUGGUGCAAAGAAUUCUCCACACAGCAAUUUUGCCUCAUGUGAUAGCAACAUGGAUGACAUGUACGAUGUAUCAGAUGACGGAAAGGAAAAAGAAGAAAACUCAAAGAUGAAGAAGGAACAUUUAAUGGGAGAAGAACAUAAAGGUAAUGUAGAUACAUAUAAUGAUAAUAAAGGCAACAAAAAUGUAGACAAAGAAAAAAUUACUUAUCACAUGACUAACAGUCCAAAUGAAAAAAUUUCCGAUAAGAACAUGAUUUCUAUUUCUCCAAAUGAUGAAAAACCGAUACAACAAAAAGUCUCUGCACAAGAAAAUGAAAUAAAAAAUGCUACAAGUAGUAAGACGGACAACCCAUCUGUUAUGGAUAUUCGAAGGACUCCAACUGUUAAUAACAACAAUAAUAAUACCCCUAUGCCAAAUAUCAAUAUUUCAAACAUAUUAAAUUGCGUUCAGAAUCAAAUGAUUGGAGGGAGUAACGCAUCUCAGGUGGAACCUCCUCGUGAUAAGUUUGAAGGAAUGCCAAAAGAAGUCAAAGAGAGAUAUAAAACAUGGGUCGAAAAUACACAAAUAUUUUCCGGACAAAUGAUUAAAAUUUGUAGAAAUAGGAGACCCCUAAGUAAUGCAUACAUUGGUGAUGAUUCAUCAAAGGACGAAAUAUCCUUUAACAACCUAUUGCCAUUUGUAUGGAAAAGGAACAUGAGCACGAUGAAUUUAGACAUAAACCUGGAAUUACCUGACGACUUACUAAACGCUUUCGACAUGCACGUUUUCGAAUUUGUUAAGAGGAACAUCAAAAAUAAUGAAGAUUACAAGUUGGAAAAAUUUAAAUAUCCAACCCUUUCCUUUUGUGAAAAACUUUUCGAUGAAGUGGAAAAAAAAUAA